AAAAGGGCGCGAAGACAAACAAGAUCAGAUUACCUUCGUGACUUCAAGGCUUCAAGUUACACAAAUUUACUCAAGAUGCGCGCGCAGCUGUUGUUCCUGGCGGUGGCGGCCCUGCUGAGCCCGUCCUCGGCGCUCUUCGACCUCCUCAUCAAGAAGCCCGGCAAGGUCUUCGGCGCGGGCGCCUACAAGAACGCUGGCUACACGGGCAGCCCCGGCUACGACGGCUUCUACGGCGCCAGCGGCCACCUGGGCUCUUCGGGCGACCAGGGCGUGCUCGGGGGCGGCGCCUCGGCGGGCAUCUCCUUCGGCGGCAGCGUCGGGGGGAGCAUCGGGGGCGGCUUCGGGAGCGGCUUCGGAGGCGUUGGCAAUGCCUUCGCAGGAACUUCCGGCGGGAACUUCGGCGGCGCCUCUGGCUCGACCUUCGGCGGCGCCUCUGGAGGGAACUUCGGCGGCGCCUCUGGAGGGAACUUCGGCGGUGCCACUGGAGGCAGUUUUGGGGUGGUGUGGAGGUGUUGGAGGCACUUCGGGAGGUUUCGCGAGCGGCGGCGGCGUGGCUGCUGGCUCGGCGGGAAACGUCUUUAACUUCGGCGGGAACGGCGGUG
This is a messenger RNA of Penaeus vannamei (Pacific white shrimp), 602 nucleotides long. RefSeq lists its product as uncharacterized. The record is from RefSeq and is a predicted model, not a curated record. Lineage: Eukaryota; Metazoa; Arthropoda; Malacostraca; Decapoda; Penaeidae.